This is a messenger RNA of Arabis nemorensis, 321 nucleotides long. The record is from the annotation of a GenBank genome assembly. Lineage: Eukaryota; Viridiplantae; Streptophyta; Magnoliopsida; Brassicales; Brassicaceae.
AUGGCUUCGACGACUUGUGCAAGGGAAGUGCAUUACAGAGGAGUAAGGAAGAGACCAUGGGGACGUUACGCGGCGGAGAUAAGAGAUCCAUGGAAGAAGACUAGGGUUUGGUUAGGCACUUUCGACACUCCCGAAGAAGCAGCCUUAGCUUACGACGGUGCAGCUCGUUUCCUCCGUGGAAUCAAAGCCAAAACUAACUUCCCUUCUCCUCUCUCUCUCGACCUUAACCACAUCCCUUCUUCCGCCGUCGCCGGAGAUAACCAACAACAACACCAUCAACACCUCUGUGCCUCAUUACUUCACCGCCUCGCCUGCCUCUGA